UGAACAAGUGCACGGAGUUGAGAUUUUUCUCCCAGAGCCCGGGUGCUAGGGACAGCAGUACAGAGGCUGAAAUCUGAAAUACGGAGACACUGUCUUCUGGGCUGGGCUCCUCCACCCCUUGUGUUUUUGAUUCUUACUCGCUCCUCUCUGGAUUUUACCUGCUGUUAGCAAAACAGCUUUGCACACCAUGGAUCUCCAUGUCGUUUUGCAGGAAGUGCUCACGGACUGAUUCUGCAGACUUUGCUCCCCAGCAAAACUAAAAUGAGUCAUCUCCUGUUACAGCUAAAGAGUUCAUCUAUUCCUGGAGGCAAAUACUAAGGAUGCUUUCCUCAGGAACCCUGAAGUGAACCUCUGAUACAUAUCUUGUGGAAAGAAAAGGGAGCCAACAUGAAGGAAAAUGUGGUCUCCACAGUUGUUUUCACUUUGCUACUUUUUCUUAACAUCCAUCUUCUGAAUGGACAGUCACUUCCUGGAAAACCUGUGAUCUUUAAAUGCCGUUCUCCUGAAAAGGAAACAUUCACCUGCUGGUGGAACCCAGGGUCAGAUGGAGGCCUUCCUACCAACUACACGCUGACUUACCACAAAGAAGGAGAGACACUCACCCAUGAAUGUCCAGACUAUGAAACCGGUGGCCCAAACUCCUGCUACUUUGACAAGAAGCACACUUCCAUAUGGACAAUAUACAUCCUCACAGUAAAUGCCACAAACCAGAUGGGAAGUAUUUCCUCCGAACCACUUUAUGUGGAUGUGACAUAUAUAGUUGAACCAGACCCUCCUGUGAACUUGACACUGGAGUUAAAGCAACCAGAAGACAGGAAACCAUAUCUGUGGAUGAAAUGGCUUCCUCCCACCUUGGUUGAUGUAAGAUCCGGUUGGCUCACACUACAAUAUGCAAUUCGAUUAAAACCUGAGAAGGCAGAUGAGUGGGAGAUCCAUUUUGCUGGACAACAGACUCAAUUUAAAAUUCUCAGCUUAUAUCCAGGACAGAAAUACCUUGUCCAGGUUCGCUGCAAGCCUGACCAUGGAUUCUGGAGUGCAUGGAGCCCUGAGAACUUCAUUCAGAUCCCCAGUGACUCCACCAUGAAAGAUACAACCAUGUGGAUCUUUGUGGCUGUUCUUUCUGCUGUCGUCUGUUUGAUUAUGGUCUGGGCAGUGGCUUUGAAAGGCUAUAGUAUGAUGAUCUGCAUCUUCCCACCAGUUCCUGGGCCCAAAAUCAAAGGAUUUGAUACUCAUUUGUUAGAGAAGGGCAAGUCUGAAGAACUGCUGAGUGCCCUGGGCUGCCAAGACUUCCCUCCUACUUCUGACUGUGAGGACUUGUUGGUGGAGUUUUUAGAAGUGGAUGAUAGUGAGGACCAGCAACUGAUGCCAGGUCACUCCAAAGAACACCCAAGUCAAGGAAUGAAACCCACAUACUUGGACCCUGACAGUGACUCAGGCCGAGGCAGCUGCGACAGCCCUUCCCUUUUGUCUGAAAAGUGUGAAGAACCCCAAGCCAACCCCCCAACAUUCCAAACCCCUGAGGGUACUGAAAAGCCAGACAAUCCCAAAGCAAAUGUGAUUCACACCUGGAACCCCCAGAGCACAAGCUUAGGAAACAAGAUCCCCUAUUUCCACUCUGAUGUAUCCAAAUCUUCAACAUGGCCUUUGUCACAGCCCCCCGGCCAGCACAACUACAGAUCUUCUUAUCACAAUAUUGCUGACAUGUGUAAUAUGGCUGCAGGCACAAUAGGUGCACCAGUCACUUUGCUAGACACAACAGACAAGAAACCCCUUGAGACUGGAGAGGAGGGAAUUGCAGCUAAGCAGAGGGAGGUGGGAAACUCCCAUCCCAAGACUGACCAAGCCAGGGUAUGGCUGCUGUCCCAGGAGGAAACCCCCUUUAUCUCUGCUAAACCCUUGGAUUAUGUGGAAAUUCACAAAGUCAACAAAGAUGGAGCACUGGCCUUACUCCCCAAACACAAAGAGGACAGUGACCAGGCAGAGAAUUCCAGCUCCCCUGAAACUAACAAAGAGUACGCUAAGGUGUCCAGGGUGAUGGAUAACAAUAUCCUAGUGUUAGUGCAAGAUCCAAGAGCUCCAAACCUGGCUUUGUUUGAAGAACUAGCUGAGGAGGAUUUGCCAGCAACCCUGCAACAGAAUCAAGUUGAGAAAGAGCUUCCCUCUUUCACUACCACUCAGAUGCCAAGCAAUUGCAGGCUCCAGCUAGGGGGGUUGGAUUACCUAGAUCCUGCAGGUUUUGCGCACUCAUUUCAAUGAUCACUUGAUGAAUGGGAUGAUCAGUUAAAAUGUGAUUUUUUUUCAGGUAACACUACAGAGUAGAUGAGAUGCAACCUACUAGAGAAUGCAGUGAGAAUGACACUAUGAAAACUCACAGUUCACAACUUUUCAUGCUCCAGUUUUCAACUAGUUGCCUCUUGCUCCCACAGCUGAUUCCAGAACAAAUUGUGUUGUUUCCUACUUGUGAUUUGUAGGUUUACUUUUUUUUGCCUUUAGUGUUAAAAUUAUGUAUUUAAUGAAAUAAAAGCACAUUGCUUAGUAUUUCUAAGGGGCUAUGCCAACCAAGUAGGUCCUCUAGAAAAGCCUUUCAUGGUUGAGUAUAUAGAUAGAAGGAAGUGAAAUAGUCAAAGCCAUUCAUCACAGGAAGAUGAUAGGUAUGGUAAAAAUGCCAUGAAAACCAAUUUUGAAAACCACUUUUAACCUUUGCACUCCUCUUACAUUUUAUUAGGAUUAACCAAAUACAAUGUCAAAAAGGAAAAAACUGUAUUCCAGAGACACAGCAAAUUAUUUACAUCAGUUCCUAUUACCUUAGUGGUAAAUUGCCAAUAUGCAAAUCAAAAUGAUGCCUCCAGAUUUUUCUUAGAAUAAUUAGGAUAUAUGGACAUCCCCCCCAAAAAAACUGUAUUUUAUUCUAAAUCCUCUGGAGAAUGUAGUUUGGAAAAGUGAAAAUUUUAUGUGAGAGACAAACAAGUCUCAUGCCAUGACUCCUUCUAAAAUGUUUUCCCACUUCAUUCCAAUAUACUAGGUAAUUUAUUAUAGACUCUAGUCUUCUCUUAAUGAAAAAAAUAAUAAUCCCAAAAGACUAAUUUCAAUUUAAAAAAAUAAUCACAGCAGGAUAUUGAUGGAAAUACUGCCUUACUGUAUAUACAAAUUCUAACUUAAUAUAAACCCAUAAGUUUGACAGUGUAUUUUUAAGACUAUUUUUCUAUCACUUAGGUAAAAUAAAAGACUAUUUUAUAUCUUCCCAA
Erinaceus europaeus (western European hedgehog) is the source of this 3245-nucleotide messenger RNA. RefSeq names its product prolactin receptor (gene PRLR). The coding region runs from base 388 to 2256 and encodes 622 amino acids. Gene Ontology annotation, biological process: cytokine-mediated signaling pathway. The record is from RefSeq and is a predicted model, not a curated record. Gene Ontology annotation, molecular function: cytokine binding; cytokine receptor activity. The transcript has 10 exons. Gene Ontology annotation, cellular component: external side of plasma membrane; signaling receptor complex. NCBI's taxonomy places the organism in Eukaryota, Metazoa, Chordata, Mammalia, Eulipotyphla, Erinaceidae.